GUUUCAACAUUAGAGAGAGUGUGUGUAUAUGUAUGAAUUAGAAACACGAGAAAACAAGACCAACCAACGUAAGCCACUUUGAAGAGAGAGAUAGAGAGAGAGAGAAGUGUUUUCUGAGGUUGUCUGUGCGUCCAUGGCUGCGGUUGGGCAUCCACUCUUACUUCUUCUGUUCUCCUGUCUUCUAUGCGUCACUUCUUGCCGAGGGAGAGAGAAUUCGAAUAAUCAUUUCUGGAACGAUAAAUAUCCGUUCAUAAAAUACGCCAGCUCCUACUCCUCCGCUUCCUCUUCCUCCUCCUCGUCGUCGAGCUCCGCCGUGGGCGGCGGCGGGGCUAGGGAUUAUGAUUACAUUAUAGUGGGCGGCGGCACGGCGGGGUGCCCCUUGGCGGCCACGCUGUCGCAGAACUUCAGUGUUCUUUUGCUGGAGAGGGGCGGCGUGCCGUUUGCCAACUCAAACGUGUCGUUCAUGGAGAACUUCCACAUCACCUUGGCCGACACCUCGCCGUCGUCCGCCUCUCAGGUCUUCAUCUCCACCGACGGCGUCUUCAAUUCCCGGGCCAGAGUCCUCGGCGGCGGCACUUGCAUCAACGCCGGCUUCUACACUAGAGCUAGCCCAAGUUAUAUCAAGAAAGCAGGGUGGGAUGCAAAGCUGGUGAAUGAAUCCUACCCAUGGGUAGAGAAGCAGAUAGUUCACAAGCCAAAGUUGACCUCAUGGCAAGAAGCAUUCAGGGAUGGCCUGCUAGAAGUUGGGAUUUCACCUUUCAAUGGCUUCACAUAUGACCACAUCUAUGGAACCAAGGUUGGAGGCACCAUUUUCGACAGGUUCGGGCGUCGCCACACCGCUGCAGAGCUGCUGUCAUCAGCCAACCCUGCAAACCUUGAGGUUCUGGUGUAUGCAACAGUGCAGAAAAUCAUGUUCGACACGUCGGGGAAGAAGCCGAGGGCGGUGGGAGCCGUCUUCAAAGACGAAAACGGGGAUCAGCACAAAGCAUUUCUGUCAAGGAAGAGGGGAAGUGAAGUUAUAGUGUCAUGUGGAGCAAUAGGGAGCCCUCAGCUUCUGAUGCUCAGUGGGAUUGGACCAAAGGCUGAGCUGCAGAAACUCAACAUACCUGUGGUGCUCGACAACGAAAACGUCGGGAAGGAGAUGUCCGAUAACCCUCUCAACACGAUCUUCGUUCCCUUGAAACAACACGUCCCUCCCUCGCUGAUCGAGACUGUGGGAAUUCCCCGGAUGGGGGUGUACAUCGAAGCUAGCAGCGGGUUUGGACAGUCCCGGGAUAGCAUUCACUGCCAUCAUGGCAUCGCCUCAGCUGAGAUAGGGCAGCUUUCAACCAUUCCACCUAAGAUGAGAACAAAGGAAGCAGUGGAAGCAUUCAGGAAAAGCAAGAAGAAUCUUCCCCAUGAAGCAUUUAGGGGAGGAUUCAUACUCGAAAAGAUCGCGAGCCCCUCAUCGAGAGGGGAGAUUCAGCUCAAGAACACGAAUGUGGAGGAAAACCCUGCUAUCACUUUCAACUACUUCAGCCACCCGGAUGAUCUGAAGAAAUGCGUGGAUGGGAUCCGGGUUGUGGAGAAGAUCGUGAAGUCCAAACGCUUCUCCAACUACAUACAAUGCGACAAGGAGACGCUCGACAGGCUGCUCAAUAUCAGCGCCCAAGCUAAUGUUAACCUCAUCCCGAGACACACCAAUGACACUCAGUCCCUGGAACAGUUCUGCAAAGACACUGUCAUCACAAUUUGGCACUACCACGGUGGCUGCCAUGUUGGCAAGGUCGUGGGGCCCGAUUAUCGGGUUCUUGGCAUCCACAGGCUCCGCGUGGUUGAUGGCUCCACCCUCACUGAAUCCCCCGGGACGAAUCCUCAAGCCACUCUACUAAUGAUGGGCAGAUACAUGGGAGUGAAGAUACUACGAGACAGAUUAGGAAACAAAGCUGGCGUGUAAAGACACAAAUCACGUAGCAGUUAAUUAGACUAAGCAUUUUUUUUACCCAUCCCGCGUUUUGUCUGGCAUCAUGUUCGGGUGAGGAUCAGCUGCUGCUGUCGUUGUUGUAAGCAAAUAUGGUUCUAGUCACUGUAAUUGUUGGCAACUCGGUUCAAUGUAGUCUGUAGAGUAACGCUUGCUAUAAAACAGUAUUCUGCUGCUUCGUCCAUACGUAUUUUAUCUCCAGAAUGUUUGCUCGUUUUCUUGAAA
Messenger RNA from Ipomoea triloba (trilobed morning glory), 2185 nucleotides. RefSeq names its product protein HOTHEAD. Gene Ontology annotation, molecular function: flavin adenine dinucleotide binding; oxidoreductase activity, acting on CH-OH group of donors. The transcript is spliced from 5 exons. NCBI's taxonomy places the organism in Eukaryota, Viridiplantae, Streptophyta, Magnoliopsida, Solanales, Convolvulaceae. The record is from RefSeq and is a predicted model, not a curated record. Bases 134 to 1936 code for a protein of 600 amino acids.